GAUGUAGGCGGAGCCUUGAACGACACGCUCCGGUCAACGCUUCGAGUUACAACCGCUCUACGCUUCGCAGAGCUUACAAGCUCGCACGCCCGCGGCGCGAACUUACCGCGAUUCGGUUCUUAAAUCCUUGUGAUUCUUUCGUGCCAGUGUCACGGUUAUUAUUAUAAUUUUUUUUAAAUAAUUAAUUUGAAUAAUCGGAUAUUGAUUGUCUUUUUUUAAAGUACUGUAAGUGUUUAUGUUUAAAACUUUUUCGAGUUUCGUAAAAUGAAGAGAGUUUUCGCUAAUACAUCAGCUGAUAAUUGAAAAAUUCGCAAAUCAAUCAAUAUCGAUCUGCGACCGGACAGAAUGCCGCAUACAGGUCAAGCGGGCGUGAACCAGCUGGGCGGGGUCUUUGUCAACGGUCGCCCACUGCCUGACGUGGUCCGCAAGAGGAUCGUGGAGCUGGCAAUCAUGGGAGUCCGGCCUUGCGACAUCAGCAGGCAGCUGCUUGUGUCCCACGGCUGUGUGUCCAAGAUCCUGACGAGGUUCUACGAGACUGGAUCUAUUAGACCUGGUUCUAUUGGCGGGAGUAAGACUAAGCAAGUCGCGACCCCAACAGUGGUGAAGAAGAUUCUCAGACUGAAACAAGAGAACCCUGGCAUGUUCGCGUGGGAGAUCCGCGAGAGGCUGCUCAGUGCGAGAGUGUGCGAGCCCCACUCCAUACCUUCGGUGUCUUCAGUGAACAGGAUCUUGAGGAACAGCGGACUAGCUUGGAGCGACGAAGAACAAAGGAGUGGUGGUGAGCAUUACCCGCCACCGGAGCUGCCUUCAAACGUCAUAGACUACAUGUCACUGAAGUCCUCCCUGCCCCCCACUCCGGUGCCGCAAUCACCCUCCUACUUCGCCCACACAGCAGUCAGGGUACCUCCUCCGCAAGACCCAGCACUAUACGACCGGCGAAUCACAACUUCCUGGAUUUUGGCCAACCAGGUCCAAGCCCAAGGCCUCCUCAAGCCAUACCCAAUAUCCCCCUGGCAAAGAAUCAUGAUGCCAUAUCACGACGCCAAAAAUUUUUCCCCAUACGCUCUGAAUCUCCACAAUGAUCUUCUAAGCAGAAUAAACUCAGACGAAGUCAAAUCGGAAAAUUCUGAACAUAUAUCCGUCGAAGCGAGCGAUGAUAGCACAGACAGACCUGAUACAGAUGAAAGGAAAACACCGAAUGAGAAAAAGAAAAACCCAUAUUCAAUAGAAGAACUAUUAAAGAAACCGGAAAAAAUUCGAUCACAGCCGAUAGCGUUUCAAAAUUUCCUGCGCCAACCCAGUGGCAGUAUGGUUGAAUUCCAAAGCCAAGAAAAAAAUUCAAGUGACAGAUCAUCUCCCGCCAGUUUUUGUUCAGUACAAAGCGGGGUUUCAAAUGAUUGCUUCUCCGAUUCCGUUACGUCAGAAAUUAAGGCGGGAAAUUGAGUCUAUGAAAAAAAAAAAUACAGCCUAUUUUAUUAUUGGGCAGCCAUUUUGAAUUGUCCAUUGCUUAAGUUGUAAAUAAAGUGAAAAUUAUAAGUCAAAACAAAUUUACAAAAUAUUUGUAGA
Messenger RNA from Plodia interpunctella (Indianmeal moth), 1566 nucleotides. RefSeq names its product Pox neuro (gene Poxn). NCBI's taxonomy places the organism in Eukaryota, Metazoa, Arthropoda, Insecta, Lepidoptera, Pyralidae. Gene Ontology annotation, biological process: anatomical structure development; regulation of transcription by RNA polymerase II. The transcript has 5 exons. The record is from RefSeq and is a predicted model, not a curated record. Bases 346 to 1443 code for a protein of 365 amino acids. Gene Ontology annotation, molecular function: RNA polymerase II cis-regulatory region sequence-specific DNA binding; DNA-binding transcription factor activity, RNA polymerase II-specific.